Cygnus atratus (black swan) is the source of this 5191-nucleotide messenger RNA. It is a transcript of the gene PRKX, whose product is annotated as protein kinase cAMP-dependent X-linked catalytic subunit. NCBI's taxonomy places the organism in Eukaryota, Metazoa, Chordata, Aves, Anseriformes, Anatidae. Gene Ontology annotation, molecular function: ATP binding; protein serine/threonine kinase activity. Bases 252 to 1349 code for a protein of 365 amino acids. The record is from RefSeq and is a predicted model, not a curated record. Gene Ontology annotation, biological process: protein phosphorylation. The transcript is spliced from 9 exons.
CGGCUCGGCUCGGCACGGCUCAGCACGGCCCGGGCUCUCCCUGCCUCGCCAUUGUGUGCCCGCCCGGCGGCUCGCCGCGGGGCCGCGAUGCUCCAGGGCUCCGCGCCCCCUCCCAGGCGGCAGCGGGCUGCAGCGCCGGCGGGGAGCGGCCGCGCCGCCUGCUGAGGGCUGAAACUUCGCCUCGCUCCCGCCCGGCUCGGAUCGGCCCUGCCUGGCCCGGCUCGGCUCCCUCCAUGCGCUGAGCGAGCCCCAUGGACGCCUUCAGCGCCGCCAAGGCCAAAAUGGGGGCGAAGAGCGGCGGCGAGGCGGCGGCAGCGGCGGCGGUGGGGCUGGCCGUGCCUCAGCCCGCCGCCCCGGCCCCCGGCCCCGCCGGCCCCGGCUCGCCCUGCGAGCCCGCCGCCUACAAGCUGGAGGACCUGGAGACCCUGGCCACCGUGGGCACAGGUACAUUUGGGCGUGUUCAUCUUGUGAAGGAAAAAAUGGCCAAACGUUACUUUGCACUGAAAGUAAUGAGCAUUCCAGAUGUCAUUCGACUGAAGCAAGAACAACAUGUGCACAAUGAAAAGUCAGUCUUGAAAGAGGUCAAUCACCCAUUUUUGAUCAGAUUAUUCUGGACCUACCACGAUGAGCGUUUCUUAUACAUGUUAAUGGAAUAUGUGCCAGGGGGAGAACUUUUUAGUUACCUGCGCAACAUGGGGCGUUUCAACAACAGCACAGGACUGUUUUACUCUACAGAAAUUAUUUGUGCAAUAGAAUACCUGCACUCCAAAGAAAUAGUUUACAGAGACUUAAAACCUGAAAAUAUAUUACUAGACAAAGAAGGACAUAUCAAGCUUACUGAUUUUGGAUUUGCUAAAAAACUGGUGGAUAGGACAUGGACACUUUGUGGCACUCCUGAGUACCUUGCACCAGAAGUCAUCCAAAGCAAAGGUCACGGAAGAGCUGUGGAUUGGUGGGCCCUGGGAAUUCUUAUAUUUGAGAUGUUGUCAGGGUUUCCUCCAUUUUUUGAUGACAAUCCAUUUGGUAUAUAUCAGAAGAUUCUUGCUGGCAAAAUAGAUUUCCCGAGGCAUUUGGAUUUAUAUGUAAAAGACCUUAUUAAGAAGCUGCUUGUGGUUGAUAGGACAAGACGGUUAGGAAAUAUGAAGAAUGGAGCAGAUGAUGUGAAGAGACAUCGAUGGUUCAGGUCUAUAGACUGGGAUGCUGUACCUCAAAGGAGACUAAAGCCUCCUAUAGUGCCGAAAGUAUCUAAUGAUGGAGAUACUUCCAAUUUUGAAGCUUAUCCUGAAGAUGACUGGAAUAAAAUGCCUCCAGUACCCCCUAAAGAUCUAGAAAUUUUCAAGAACUUCUGAAUGCUACAUAUGCACUGGACGAGAAACUAGAAGGAAACUGAAGCGAAGAGUAAGUCUGAAGAAAAACGGAUUUCAUAUUUCAAUGAAGACCACCUUUGUGAAUGAGAACGAUACUGCAUUCAGAUGUGAAUAUGAGAAUAUCUUAAAUAUCUAAGGAAUUGGAGGCAGGCAAGAAUAAUUUUUAACUGUAAACAUUCGGCAUUAGUUUAGUAAAUUGUAAUAUUGAUAGUCUACUCUGAAGUAGACUGACUAAAAUGGUAUAUUAGGAAUUUUUUUUUUAAGUUAUGGUUUAGUUAAGUUUCCUGCUAUUCCCAGAUCCUUUUUGCAUAGUUAAUUCAUAGACUUAAUUUUAUAAGUUUAUACUAAACUUAUGUAAUUAAAAGCACAAAUUAGUGUAUAUGUAUAUAAUGAAUACAAUACAACGAAAGCACAGGAACUGUGCAAAGAUGUAAAUUUUUGUAUUUUUCAGAGUCUACAAUUUUUAUUUUUCAAAUAAUGUUUUUCAAGAAGUUCUCUAGGGAUAAAAAUCUUAAAAGGAAAAAUGAGUUUUUCAUCAUCUUAUAUACAUUUUAUAAUUCUUUGUAAAAAAUAAAAUAAAAAUAAUUAAGUUUUAAAUAAGAUUUGUACCUAAAAAUUCCAAUGCCUCACACUUGCAACCAUAGUACUUGAAAGCAGAAAGACAAGGGCAUGUUUUAUCGUUGAUUAAGAUACAUCUUAAUGGCUAAUCAAUGAAGUUCUGUUACAGUGAUGUCUCUAUAAACCAGGAUAUUGAGUGAAGUAGACUGUCUGAAAAGUAAUUCCUCACAUGACAACUAUCUGUAAACAUGCAAUUCAGUGCAUAUUCAUAAAAGGGCUCUCACCGGCUUUUAAAGGGGUUGUGUUCUCUCAAGCUUGUUGUCGUCUUCACAUGUAAAGCAUGAGCCAUAACAGACCUUUUCCGUUAUUGACAUUCUUGUUGAAUGCUUGGCACUUCUGAAUAUAAGAGGGAACACUAAAUAUAUAUUAGAGCCCGAAUUUUCUGCUUCUGCUUUUGGAAAUGUCCUAAAGUCUCCACUGCCAGGAAUUCCACAUGUACAUAGUUCAAGCCUUAGACAUAAGGAAUUUUUUUUUAUACUUACUAACAGCUUUCUAGCAGAUUAAAUACACUGUAUUUAGGAAGUAUUUGCAAUACUGCUUCAUUUUAAGUAGCACCAAGUAACAGUAUAUGCAUCUGUAUGUAUCUAUGUAUAUGAAUACACGUAAACAUGAAGGUAAAUUGUAUACAAUUCAAGAUUUUUUCAUAUUUCAUAUCAUGGUUCUUGUUUUAAUGCAGGGAAAUUGAUUUUGGAAGUGCUUUGAUUUCAAAAAGUAAAUGCAUUAGAUGUUGUAUUUUUAUCUGACCUUUAGGAAAGCUACAAUACUUAGAUCCUUCUUUUUUUUCCCCAGAACUCAUCAGCUCACUGGAGUUUUACAAUUGUGACUAAGAGCUCUACAUAAAACUACUUAAUUAGAUGACACAGACAGUUUCUCCUAUAAACAGUUUUCUAUAUUUAUCCAAAAUGCCAUAAGAAAUGCAGGCCAAAGAUUAAUUUUUCUGAGCUAAAUUCUGAAUGCUUAUAAAGAAGGCAUUUUACUAAUAGCUGAUAAAAUUUAACGUGUUUAUAACUUUACGACAGAUAUACAGCCGGGGUCUCAUGAUGGAAAAGUUACCUCCAAUUUCUUUUGUUUAAGAAAGUCUUUCUUUAAACAGUGCAGAGGUGUAGUAAAAUAGUAGAUGUACUUUGAGAGCUUACAACUUCUAGCUUAUUAGAUCUAUUUCUUUAUCAAAUUUAACCUUUAAAGAGACUGUAUAACUGGCAAAAAUGUACAAUAUGUAACAAAAUUGUGCUACUUCAGAGCAGUAGCUCUGGAACAUUACAGAGUCAUCUUGAUGUUAUGAAGUGUCACAAGUUGAUGGCCCCACCUGGCGAUCAGUGAAAGCUGUGUAGUUAUAUAUAAUAAAAUACAGGAAAAUCCAUAGAAAAUUAUACUUUUAACAUGGUAAAAUUACCUUGUUCUCCCGAGAAAUGAAUCUGGUCUACUUUAUUUGUAUCUGUGGAGUUAGUUAUUCCAAACCAGUUGGAGGAACUGAAGUAUGUAAAAACAGCUUACAUUGUCUAAGAGAAGAAAGCACAGUUUUGUGGGUUUUUUUGUUUGUUUGUUUUGAAGUGUAAGCUUUCAGUAUUUUGAGUACUACAAAAGCAGCUUUUUAUUUAAAAACAUAUGUACUGCAACAACCAAGUGUCCUAAAUAUGAGGGGUUUUUUUGUUUUGUUUUUUUUUUUUUUUCAAAUUUAAAAACUGCACUGAGUUUAGGUCUUCAAAGCUGAGGAAAUGAAGUUGCAUUUGAUUAAUGUGCUACAUUGGUGGUCAGAAGUUUUGAGUGUUUGAACAACAGGAAAUAGUAGAUUUUCUUUCUACAACUCUUAUCCAUUGCUGGCAGUGGAUGCACUCACUAUGAUAGAGACUAAAGAAUCAAGUAAAAUCUUCUUAAUAAUGCUAAUCUGUUGACUUCACAUUAUUUUCAGAGCCAUGUGUACAUAUGCCUAACUACUGACCUCGUCAACAUGCUUUCUAGUACAAAACUCCUUUCAAUUUUUUUUAAUUAAAAUAAUAAGAAACCUUGUUUUUGAAAUGUUAUCUUAAAUGAUCAGUUUUCUCUACAAUCUUGAAAUUAUUGAGCUGUUAUUACCUUCCCAUUUUAUUUAUUUGCACAAGUGAGUUGGUUUUAUUCUUAAGUCUUUGCUGGGACUUCAUGGACCACUAACAUAGUUCUGUCUGAGUGCUCAAGUAGAAGUUCCCAAAUACACACUGCACUAAGGACUCUAGUGUUAAUUUUUUUUUUUAAGCAAGCUAGAACACUUUUUAUUUUCCAUUGAAGUUUCUGUUCUCUGAAAUUCAUUUUAUUAUGAUUGCUUCUGUUAACGUGUGUUUUUGCAUAUAGACUUUUGCAUAAGGACUUUUUUUUUUUUUUUUGCAAGAGCCCAUAGGCCUUUCAUAUUCUGCUUUGGUGAAUGAGAAUGUUAAACAUUUAAAAAGCAAUCUUUAUUUUUGAUUUUUUUAUAUAAAUAUAUUUUUAAUUGCCCAAUUCGAGGUUUUAAGUGAUAAAUGCGCAUUGUAAACUUAAUUGCCUUGUAACCAAAUGAUGAAAAUGCUUCAUGAUUUAAAUGGAGAACAUGCUGUAGAUUUUCCUGUAUAUUAGCUUGAUCAAUGAAUAUGUGUGCUACUGAGCUUUAACUAAUGUGAUCUUCCACUGUAGAAAAGUCAUUGUUAAUUGAUCAAAAUAUAGGUACUGAACUAUGUUUAAAUGGAUCAACAGGGAUUUUGCAGGUUUGAUAGCAAUUAAGAUAUGGCUGUUCCUCAGCCCAUCUGCUUACCAUUCAGAAGAGGUGUGAUGCAGUGCUUCCUAUGCUAUAGAGUUAUUUUUCAGCUUUCAAUGACUGUAGCAUGAUUUCUUUUUGUACUGUACUGUGUACAGACUUCCCAUGUUUUGCACUUUUCUAUGGCAAACCUGACUGCUUUAUAAAUACUCUGUUGUGGUAGAAAGUAGUGGUAAUGAUAGCAGGCAUUUGUGUACUACAUAACCAGUUUGAAACGCUAGACUUGCGAGGUUAACUUGGACUAAUGUUGUAUGUUGCUGGUUGCUUGUUGUAGCUCACAUGUAUAAGUACUGUUCAAAGUUAUAAAGUCAGCCCUCAUUGCACAAUGAAAAUCACUGUGAUCUGUACAUAAACCCUAGUAAAAUUUUAUUGCUGUUUAAUUUAUGUAAUAUCUGUCAAAUCUGGAUUCAUUUAAUAAACCUUUAUAACUUUUUAAAUGUUUAAA